UCUAAAGUGAUGUUCGCAGUCGUAUUGUUUCGGUGGUUAAGCCUGGUCUCGGUCACGAUCAGUCUGCAGCUGGUUGCCGGUGCCGAUUGGAACUUUCUCAAGUGCUUCGAGACGGUCAAACGAUGUCCAAACCAGAAUGUGUCGUUUUAUCUCUACACGAGAGAAACACAAGACAACCCAACCCAGCUGGACAUGUUCAAUCCCGAGUCGAUCACAAGCGCCAACUUUAUCAGAGGACGUCCAUUGAUAGUACUGAUCCACGGAUACACUGGACACCGUGACUAUGCACCCAAUCCAACAAUCAGACCUGCGUACUUUGCCUACGAUGAGUUCAACAUCAUAUCUGUCGAUUACAAUCCGCUCGCACUGGAACCAUGUUAUCUGCAGGCGGUACGUAACCUUCCCACGGUAGCCAACUGCACCGCGCAGCUGCUCGACUUCAUCAUCGCCCACGAUAUCAUCCCGCUCGACGAUAUCCACGUGGUCGGCUUUAGCCUCGGUGGUCAAACUUCCGGUAUGAUCGCCAACUAUCUACGGGCCGGUCGGUUGAAACGCAUCACUGGGCUCGACCCCGCCAAGCCACUGUUUGUGUUUGCCACGAACGAGUACAAGCUCGACCAGUCGGACGCAGAGUUCGUGCAGGUGAUCCACACGGACGUGUUUCAGCGGGGCAUUCUGCACCCGAGCGGCCAUACGGACUUUUUCGUGAAUGGAGGCGUCGUGCAGCCGGGGUGCGAUGCAUCGACCAUGAUGACUACGGGCGAGUGCAACCACAACCGGGCGCCCGAAUACUACGCGGAGUCGAUCGCCACGGAGGUGGGAUUCUACGGGUAUCGGUGUGCUCACUGGUAUCUGUACAUGCUCGGUAUCUGCCGUGGCGGUGGCCCCGACGAACAGGUCGCUAUUAUGGGAGCGCACACUCCCAACACAACUCGGGGUCUCUACUUCCUGACCGUUAACAUGAUGCCGCCUUAUGCAAGAGGAAGAAAUUACACCUUACGAGAGGAGCUAGCGUCCAUAUCGGCUAACAUUGGAAACUAG
Molecule: messenger RNA, 1041 nt
Organism: Anopheles moucheti
Lineage: Eukaryota; Metazoa; Arthropoda; Insecta; Diptera; Culicidae
Product: pancreatic lipase-related protein 2-like
Exons: 3
Coding region: 10-1041 (343 amino acids)
Biological process (GO): lipid metabolic process
Molecular function (GO): lipase activity
Source: RefSeq, a predicted model, not a curated record